Molecule: messenger RNA, 396 nt
Organism: Vicia faba (fava bean)
Lineage: Eukaryota; Viridiplantae; Streptophyta; Magnoliopsida; Fabales; Fabaceae
Source: the annotation of a GenBank genome assembly
AUGCUGGACACCAUACAACUGGUGUUUUACCGCAAGCAACUACAAAUGCUUGGCAUUGUGACAUAUGUGGAGCCAAAUCUAGAAGAAGGGGAUUUGAGGCAACUUUUGAUAUACUACCCAGAGUUAGUUGCCCCACAGGUCAACCAAUUAGUUCAGGUAGCUCAAAAAUGCCAAAGUACGAUUUCUGAAAGUGGGUCAGACGGGGUUUCUCAACAUGACUUACAAUCAAACAACAACAUGGUCCUAAUUGUUGGGCGUCAGCUUGUGAAGAGUUUGGAGCUACAAUCACUAAAUGACUUAGGCUUUUCAAAAAGAUUUGUGAGAACUUUGCAGAUUUCUGAGGUUUGCAAUAACAUGAAAGAUCUAAUUGAUAUCAGUUCUGAUCAAGAUAUCUGA